Messenger RNA from Striga asiatica, 915 nucleotides. The record is from the annotation of a GenBank genome assembly. NCBI's taxonomy places the organism in Eukaryota, Viridiplantae, Streptophyta, Magnoliopsida, Lamiales, Orobanchaceae.
AUGAAGGGUGUGAAAGGGAAACUACUGAAGAAGCUCAAGACAAUGAAGAGUAUUGGGUACCUUAAGCCCGAACGAAUUCUCCAGGUAAAUGCAUUAGUUGAUGGCUACUUUAACCACACAUCCCCGCAAAAAUCGCCCAAGAAUGUCAAUUUAUUGGUCCAAGAACCCGAGAUAAUUGAUGUGGCAGAGCUGAUGAAAGAUCUGGACUCUGAUGAUGAUGAUGAUGGUGAGACGUUGAUUGUGAGCAAAAACAGCGACAAAGAGAAUGUUAGGCCGCUGGACGAUUUCAGACGGCCGGAUCCGAAUUCGAGGACCCUUUUCGACCCUCAUCUUCUGGCAGCCUUCGAGCGGGCGGUCACAGAUGCCAGGGUUGCACGAGAGGUCGGCAGAAGAUCGAUGAUAAAUGUUGGGAAAGGAAAAAAAACAUUGGAUCCUCUGACAGAAUUCGAGGAGAGGUGUCCGGGCGGUGGGAGUUUGGUGAUUGUAUACACGACGAGUCUGAGAGGGAUCAGAAAGACUUUCGAGGAGUGCCAGAGGGUUCGGUCGUUGCUGGAGAAUCUGAGAGUGUGGUUUGUGGAAAGAGACAUUUCGAUGCACGCGGUUUUCAAGGAGGAGCUGUGGGGGGUGUUGGGGGAGAGGGCGGUGCCCCCGAGGGUGUUUGUGAAGGGGAGGUAUGUGGGAGGGGCAGAGGAGGUGUUGGGGCUGCACGAGCGCGGGGAACUUAGGCCACUCAUGCUCGGAAUCCCCACCCAAGACAAGAUGAGGGGGCCUUGUGUCGCCUGCCUUGGCUUUAGAUUCAUCGUCUGUCUCACUUGUCAUGGCAGCCGCAAAGUCGUGCCGCUGGAGGGGGGUCGAGACGUUUGCUCCCAGUGUAACGAGAAUGGGGUGAUUGUGUGCCCUUUGUGUUGUUGUUGA